Molecule: messenger RNA, 3068 nt
Organism: Thlaspi arvense
Lineage: Eukaryota; Viridiplantae; Streptophyta; Magnoliopsida; Brassicales; Brassicaceae
Source: the annotation of a GenBank genome assembly
GGAUAUAUUCAUUUUUAGGGUAAAGUCACAAAAGUACUUUUGCUUUGCCCCAUCCUAGUAGCUUUCUCCAUCAUUCAAGUUUGACUCGCUGUAAAAACAGAGGAACAAGAAACUGAAGAUUACCGAAGCUUUUCAUCGAUGGCGGAUCUUCUUCCCGCCAGUUUCUUGACGCAGGCCAACGCUCUGUCUAGAAAAAACUUAGCCUAUCAGAGACGUAACAUAUGGAGCAAUGUUCGGCUGAUCGUGAUCCCAUUGUACCUAUGCGUGGUUCUAGUGAGCAUUCAAGCUCUGUUCGAUACACAUGUUAAUAACUCUCCUGAUAAUCGAUGUGGUUGCCAAUGCAUCGACCACAAAAACAGAGAUGGUAAAUGCGAAAGAAAGAGUUGCGGUUUAGAAUAUUCAUCUCAGAAACAAGCAUUUUUCUGUGCCUUCCCUAACCCUCCACUAUUGCCUCCUCUGUUACACAUUCCACUUCCCAAAACUCCUUCUGUCUCUUGUAGACGACGAACACGAUCUUGUCCUGUUACUAUGCUUGUUACUGGGAAUAACCACUCCCUUGGACCAACUUUAUCUAAGAAUCUGCUUACUACUUCUUUCUUGGCGAACUCCUCUAAACUCUGGUUGCGUAAUCUAGCCAUUAAUGUCUUGGCAAGUUCUUCUCUGCCUCUUGAAUUCUGGUUGUUUUCAUUAUCAUCAAGUCUCAUUUCACUCUUCACCUUCAGGUCUCCUCUCAAGUUUCAGAAAGAGGUGAGAUGUGUUCAAGGAUUGAGUCUCUGGAGGAAUAAAUCCAUUAAUCAUGAGAUCUUAAAAAGAUAUCAGAAAGGAAAUCAUAAGGAGAUUAUCAAUGAGGUCACUGCAGCAUACGAUCUCUUGGACACGGACAUGAACAACUUCAACGUGACCAUCUUCUAUAACUCUACAUACAAGACCAAGUUACUAGAAAGACGUGUAAAGCUUGUUCGAGUUCCUCGCUCAGUCAAUUUAGUUUCAAAUGCUUAUCUCCAGUAUUUGAAAGGACCAGGGACAAAGAUGUUAUUUGAGUUUAUCAAAGAAAUGCCUAAACCAGAAACUAGGCUUCGUGUGGACGUUGCUUCUUCCAUUGGCCCCAUUUUCUUCACAUGGGUCAUUCUUCUUCUGUUCCCUGUGAUAUUGAACUCAAUGGUGUAUGAGAAGCAGCAACGUCUAAGAAUCAUAAUGAAAAUGCAUGGUCUUGGAGAUGGUCCGUAUUUGGUGAUUUCCUACGCCUAUUUCCUCGCUAUAUCCACCUUAUACGUUAUAUGCUUGAUGAUAUUUGGAUCAGUAAUAGGACUGAAUUUUUUCAGGCUUAAUAACUACAGCAUCCAGUUCAUUUUCUAUUUUAUCUACAUAAAUCUGCAAAUCUCCAUUGCCUUUCUAGUUUCCUCAGCGUUUUCAGAAGUUAAGACAGCAUCAGUUGCUGCCUACAUAUACGUCUUUGGAUCUGGACUCUUGGGAGCGUUUCUCUUCCAGUUUCUGAUGGAAGAUUCAACGUUUCCUAGACGAUGGAUUUUUGUGAUGGAGUUGUAUCCUGGCUUCUCUUUAUACCGUGGGUUGUAUGAGUUCUCCGAGUAUGCUCUUAACAGAAGGAAUGGGAUGAAGUGGAGAGAUUUCAGUUAUAGUGGAAUGGAUGGAGUUUUCUCCAUCAUAAUCAUUGAGUGGUUUGUCUCACUCAUUGCAACAUACUAUAUCGAUAAGAUAUCUUCAUCCGGAAAAGACCCUUUGUUCUUCUUGAAAAACUCUUUUAAGUCUUUGCCAAGUCCUGGCCUGCAAAAACAAGGCUCGGAAGUUUCUAUAGAAAUGGAGAAACUAGAUGUAACUCAGGAGAGAGAAAAAGUUGAGCAGUUGAUGCUUGAGCCGAGCACAAGAUAUGCCAUUGUAUGUGACAACCUGAAGAAAGUGUAUCCAGGUAAGGAUGGGAACCAGCCUAAAAUGGCAGUUCAAGGGCUAUCUCUCGCUGUACCUUCAGGAGAAUGCUUCGGCAUGUUAGGGCCCAAUGGUGCUGGCAAGACCUCCUUCAUCAAUAUGAUGACUGGGCUUGCGAAACCAACAUCUGGAGCAGCUUUUGUUCGAGGUUUGGACAUAUGCAAUGAUAUGGACAGAGCAUACACCAGCAUGGGUGUGUGCCCACAGCAUGACUUGCUUUGGGAGACUCUGACAGGAAGAGAACAUCUGCUCUUUUAUGGGAGACUUAAGAAUCUCAAAGGCUCUGAUCUCAACCAAGCUGUAGAAGAGUCUCUUAAGAGUGUGAACCUGUUUCGUGGAGGAGUUUCUGGUAAACCUGCUGGAAAAUACAGUGGUGGUAUGAAAAGACGGCUAAGUGUAGCCAUUUCACUUAUUGGUAGUCCUAAGGUGGUUUAUAUGGAUGAGCCAAGUACAGGACUUGAUCCAGCUUCAAGAAUGAACCUAUGGACAGUCAUCAAACGUGCCAAAAGACACACUGCGAUAAUUCUCACUACUCACUCAAUGGAAGAGGCAGAGUUUCUUUGUGACCGAUUGGGUAUUUUUGUAGAUGGAAGGUUACAAUGCAUAGGGAACCCAAAAGAGCUAAAGGGAAGAUAUGGUGGAUCUUAUGUGUUUACUAUGACAACAGCAUUAGAGAAUGAGAAAGACGUGGAGAUGUUGGUUCAAAAUGUUUCUCCAAACGCCAAGAAGAUAUAUCACAUCGCAGGGACACAGAAGUUCGAAAUGCCUAAAGAAGAAGUUCGAAUAUCAGAAGUGUUUCAGGCGGUGGAGAAGGCUAAGAGCAGCUUCAGGGUGUUUGCUUGGGGACUUGCGGACACAACCCUUGAAGAUGUCUUCAUCAAGGUUGCUAGAACUUCCAAAGCUUUUAAUGUAUUUUCUUGAAUCUUCGUAACAUUAUCAUGUUUUUUCUGUUCAAUGUCAAUAUUUGCUUUGAUGUCAAUGUCAAUGUGGGCAUGCAAAGUUGGAAAUCGGCUGCAAAUUUGUGAGUUUCUUUAAGGUUUCUAUAACUUGUUAUUUGUGAAUGAUCUAUGUGAAACAAAAAAGAGAAUGUUUAAAUUGUGGCUAUUUUAAUUUCUCUUAAUUUUUGG